AUGGGUGUUGGUCAAAGUUUCAAGUCAUGCAUCAAUAAGCCAGCAUAUCAAAAAGAUCGCAGUAAACGAAGACCAAAACUUAUGCAGGCUCAUCGAGACUAUGCGAACACUUUUAAUACAAAAACUUCACUUUAUUUAUUAAGUGAAAAUUCAUUAUUUAUUUAUAACACUGAGAGUGAUAGUGAACAAAACAUAAAAUGAGAAAUCCCUAGCCCCCUAAGCGGUGUCGGCAGCAGCAUAGUUGAACUUCCAAAUGGUAAAUUAUUCUGUUUUGGUAAUUAUCCAGCUUUGGGGGUUUCACUGAUAAUUGAUAAAAAUUUUAGCAUCCAGCAUCUGGCAUCUAGUUCCAAUAUUGUAUUUUCAUCAGUUAUAUAUUUCAAAAACAAUGUCUAUUGUUUUGGAGGGCAAGAUUUUAAAGAUAACAAGUUAACUUUAUCUCGCAGAUUCGAUUUAAAUGUAAAUCGGUGAUUUUAUUUGCCUCCAAUGCCAAUUGCUGAUUGCUAUUGCAAUUGUGCAAUCUUUGAUGGAAAUAUUUUGAUUUCUGGGGCUGUGAGUAGAAAUCUUUUAUUGUAUUCAGUUUAUCUUAACUCUUUCUCUUAUAUUCCUUAUGAGUUUGAAGAAUAUAAUAGAAAGAUCCUAGUAAAUGCAGAAAGGAGACUGUACUUGAUUGAGUGUAAGAAUGGAUCUAUUUAUGAGAGCAAAAUUGGAAGCUGCAUGGAUUGCAGACUCAACAAUUGAUUUAAAUCCUUCCCAAGCAUAUAG
Blepharisma stoltei is the source of this 762-nucleotide messenger RNA. The record is from the annotation of a GenBank genome assembly. Lineage: Eukaryota; Ciliophora; Heterotrichea; Heterotrichida; Blepharismidae.